CACAAACAGUUCAACAAGCCGAAAGAGUUGUCUUUUUGAGGUUUCUUUGGUUGUUUAUAUGCUAACACUAGUUAGCUAGGUUGAGAGUUGUUAGCUCUGAGAACUUUGUGUAUAAAACAUUCAGAUCUGUGAGUGAAGAUGGGAUGUGAUGGAGGAACCAUUCCUAAAAGACACGAACUGGUCAAAGGACCAAAGAAAGUGGAAAAGGUGGACAAAAAUGCAGAGCUCGCUGCCAAGUGGAAAUACUGCAGCCUGAGCCAAGAGAAGCUACGCCGUCCUAUUGUGGCCUGUGAACUUGGGAGACUGUACAAUAAAGAUGCCAUCAUUGAGUAUCUGUUGGAUAAAUCAGCAGAAAGACCAAACACUGAAGUUGUUGCACAUAUACGUGGCAUCAAGGAUGUGAAAGAGUUGAAUCUGACUGAUAACCCAGCAUGGGAAGGGGAGAGGAGGAAUGCUAAGGGUGACUGCUAUGAAGACAUACAUUGCGCCAUGUUUAUCUGCCCUGUAGUGGGGCUGGAAAUGAAUGGCAAACACAAGUUUUGCUACUUGCUUACCUGUGGCUGCGUGUUUUCAGAACGAGCUCUCAGGGAAGUGAAGACAGAGAUCUGUCAUAAGUGUGGAGACCCCUUUCACGAAGAUGAUAUUGUGGUGCUGAAUGGGAGCAAAGAAGAGCAGGAGAAGCUGCAGAAGGCAAUGGAGGAGAGAAGAGCCAAAGCUAAAACAGCAAAGAAGUCAAAGAAAAACAAGGCUGCUGAGACUGUUUUCAAAUCACCAGAAUCAAAAGUGUCUGAGUCUAAAUCAGCAUCAGCAAAUGGAGAGAGCAGCAGCAGUGACUCAGCUCCAGGACCCUCUGGUUCUUCUAAGCUAGUGAAGCCCACUGCUGCAGCAGGAAGUAAGAGGUCCAUUCAGGACAUGGAGGAGAAGUCUGAGGCCUACAAAUCCAUCUUCACAUCUCACAGCUCCGCCAAGCGUACCAAAGACCAGAUGUCCAAUUGGGUUACCCACACACCCUACCACUUUUAAGAGCCAAAAUGAUUAGUGAUAAGUGGGAGAAAAAGUGCCCUCUUUGUUUAAGGAGGCAUUUAAAUUCUUCCUUUGAAGAAAUUUGACCUAAUUUAGUGAUUGUGUUUUGUGGUUAUGAUACAUUAUUCUUCCAAAUACCUACUGCAUUUUUUAGCAUGUUUUUUUUUUUUUUUUUUUGUCAGGCAAAACAUGUUUUGAAACCCUUUUCUGUCUGGUAUAUUUUCACAUUUUUCUGUUAUUAUUGUUUCACUUAUUUUCUUUACAGUAGUCUUGUGAUAUAUUAAACUGUUGUAUUAGAACUAGUGGACAUUCGGGCUCUGUUGUGUAGUGGAGGGCAUUUUGCUGACAUGGUUUGGGUCCACUUGUCCCUUUAGAAGGAAACAUCACUGCAAAUUAGUAUAAAAUUUUUCUGACCCGAUUAAACAUUUCUAUCCUGAUAGGAGAGGUCUUUUCCAGGCAAUAACAAUGCCCCAUCCACAGAGUGCAAUGAACAAUUGGAUGAGUCAUAUGGCAUGUCAGUCUUGCAGUCACUAGAUCUCAACACAUUUGAAUAUUUCCAAUGCAACAGCUUCAGUGUGCCUUGACAUAGAUAAAGGUGAUCAUUCAAAAUAACUUUGUAUUGAUUUAAAAUGCCCCAUCACUCUAAAGUGAAAAAAGUGGACCCACACCAUGGCAACAGAAUGCCCCCACUGCAUAACAGAGCCACCAGUUUUUCCUUUAUCACCCAUCUGUAUAUGUCUUGUGUGACAGCAUCUUUGAUGAACUUUAUAAAGCCUUGCCUGGAGAUACCAGUGUGCUUUGUAUUAUGUAUCAUGGCUUCAACUCUUAGGGGUUCAUAAUUUGUAAAUAAAAGUCUUGGCAAA
Messenger RNA from Pangasianodon hypophthalmus (striped catfish), 1886 nucleotides. It is a transcript of the gene rtf2, whose product is annotated as replication termination factor 2. Gene Ontology annotation, cellular component: nucleus. Gene Ontology annotation, biological process: site-specific DNA replication termination at RTS1 barrier; mitotic DNA replication termination. The record is from RefSeq and is a predicted model, not a curated record. The transcript has 9 exons. NCBI's taxonomy places the organism in Eukaryota, Metazoa, Chordata, Actinopteri, Siluriformes, Pangasiidae. Bases 139 to 1023 code for a protein of 294 amino acids.